GGGUUCAAAUCUUUAAGCUCUAGCGAGGCGUUUUGAUGUUGAAUCGUGCAACAACGUACAUCGCGUAUGCUGCUUCAUCUGUGAUAGAUCUAAGAAGCGUCUGGGUUUUGAAACUAUCUUUCGGGAGGCGCGCCAAAUUCGAUGCAUUGAAGAUACAACGUAAACAAGUGUGGAAAUGCAUUUUUUGUGAAACGAAACUGGAAAUCUAAGCUUAGACGCCAACCAUUAAUUUAGAUUUUACUUAAAUCUACCAGAAAAUCUCCAGCCAGCUGAUUUCAUCAUUUGUUUAACAAUGUCAUCCAGGACUUUGAUUACUGCUUAUCACCGAGAUCGCCGACGCUGGGCUUGGAAAUCACAAACAAAGAAUAUUGACGGUGCUUUGGAAAGCUGCUUAGAGCGUUUUGAGUGCCAGCGAGGGGAUGAGAUUCAUUUCACCACCCCUGAGUUUGUUGAAGGGAUUCCACCAUUUGCCUGUAAGUUUGCUGAGCUGCCUUCAAUCAGUAAUCAUCUAGCUGCAGCUGAUGAGGAUGGUAGGGUGUUUAUCUAUAACACCAACAAGUCUGGACCAGCCAAGCAGGUUCAAGAUUGGUCAGCACACAACAAUGCUAUCUUUGAUGUUGCCUGGUCAUACACGGAACCACACAUAGUGACAGCAUCAGGUGAUCAGUCCGCUGCCCUCUGGGACGUUCAGACCGCCAAACGACUGGCUACGUUCAAGCAGCAUAAAUGCAGUCUGAAAUCCGUCAGUUUCCGGCCAUGGGAUGGGCAUGUUUUUGCCUCGGGUGCAAGAGACGGAAGCAUUAUGAUAUGGGAUGACCGCUGCAAGAAAAAAGGAAAAGGAUCAAGUCUGCUUCCUGUGUUAUGGGUUAGUGAUGCCCACUUUGACCAGACCACAGCCAAAGCUCAGCCGAAGCGUCGCAGGAAGUUAGCACCAAACCUCCCGACCAUUAACUCAUCCUACAGCGUCAGUGUGGUGCUCUUCCAGAAAGAGGACGUCCUACUUUCAGCUGGCUCUGCAGAUGGGAUCGUCAAGGUUUGGGAUGUCCGUAAACUGAAGACUUCAGGAUCAUCAACCCCUAUCCCUUCACAUCAAUUCCCAUACAGUGGCACAAGCAACAGAAAGAGAGGCUAUUCCUCAUUAUCGCUGACAUCAACACGAACCCGGGUCUUUGCAAGCUGCACAGACAGUGUAGUUUAUGAGUACGAUCUCAGUGGUGUGCUUCAAUCACAGCCUGUUGCUAGGUAUCAGGGUCAUAUCAACUCUACAUUCUUUGUAAAAGCGGCCAUCUCUCCUGACGACCUCUACCUUUUAUCUGGGUCCAGUGACAACUAUGCUUACAUUUGGAAGAUAGGAGAGCCUGAAUCCCCUUCAGUGAUUUUAGAAGGUCAUGAUGCAGAGGUCACUUCUGUUACAUGGUGCCCAACAGAUUUCACAAAGGUUGUGACAUGUUCUGAUGAUAACACUAUGAGGAUAUGGAAGAUGUCUACUGGUGAGAAGGUCGAUGAUGAUGGGAUCAAUAGAGUCAUAGGAAGGGCCAAGAGAUGCAAAAGGAAAUCAGUUAAAGAGAGUCAAGAAACAGAAAGUGGGCCUUCACAGUCGUGUUCAGAGAGUUGCAGGUCUGCUUCUUCAAGUAAGACUGGUGAAAUGCCCCUUUCACCUCAAUCCAGCCCUACACCAUCUAGCACAAAGAAAAGAAGGUUUAGUUUGAAGGAAUGGGUCACCAUCUCCCCCAAACCCUCAAGAUCGGCUUCCCCAGUGCCAUCACCCAAAAGACUCAAGAGCGAAAGCUCAGAAGAUAUUCAGGAUUCGCAAAUAAGUGGACAGAGUGAGUCAGUCCUGAAGAGGAAGGUGACUUCAGAAGAAAAAGAAGAAACCAGCACUGUCAAGAAGAUCAAAGUUGGCAAUUGCAAAGCCAAGUUUGCAGCAUCAGCGAGUUCUUCUGUGCCUGCAUCAGAAGUAUCCAAGAUUGAAGGUUCAGCAUGCAGUCAGGGAAUGCAAGGAAAUCAUGAAAGUGAAUUACCUCAGAAGAGAAAGAUUGCUGCAGUCAAUGUAAAGGACAUUUGUACUGUGAAAAAGGUGAAAGUUGAUAGUGUAGGAGCUGCUUCAGGUUUGCUGGAAACCUUGAAAUGUGUUGAUGAUACAAGUGCAAUAACAAGAAGUGAUGACAUUGGCCAUGUGAAAGACACACCUCAGAGGCCACUUGCAAGGGAUGAUGAUAGUAGCAAGAUUGGACAAGACAAAGAAAAUCUUACGGAAGACGGUGUCAGGUUUGAUCAACCAGAGAAUCCUCACACCAAUGUCCAGCGUUCCCCUCUCAAGGACGAUCUUCCAAUGAACAGGCCAAAGGGCAGUUCUACCUCAAAAUCGACAACAAAACGGAACAUUGCAUCCCACUUUCAGGCAUCUCCCAGAGCAAGUAAGGAGCAGGUAACGCUCUUGAAGGAGGAUGGGGGCAGUCCAGAGAUGCAGCAGCAGAACUUGAAGGAGUGUUUCAAGGAGAAGAGUGGAGGACUUGUCCAGUCAAAAAGAAGAAGUAUUACCAGACCCAUUUCGGGUUACUUCAAGCCAAUUGAAAAGAAAUCUAAAUCAGAUACAUGACAGAGGCGGAAGUCCCUCUUGUCCUUGUUUAAAAUAUGUUUGUCUAAAUUUGAAUAUGGGAUCUUGUUAUGAUCAGUGUAACACUCCUCUUCAAAUUGUAGUUGCCAUUGUUUUGUUAUUCAAUGCCAUCAGUUUGUAUCUACAUAUUGUUUUACAUAUGAUACAUGCAUGUAUGUCUCUGCAAAAGUAA
Molecule: messenger RNA, 2789 nt
Organism: Lytechinus variegatus (green sea urchin)
Lineage: Eukaryota; Metazoa; Echinodermata; Echinoidea; Temnopleuroida; Toxopneustidae
Gene: dtl
Product: denticleless protein homolog
Exons: 9
Coding region: 293-2599 (768 amino acids)
Biological process (GO): proteasome-mediated ubiquitin-dependent protein catabolic process; mitotic G2 DNA damage checkpoint signaling
Cellular component (GO): nucleus
Molecular function (GO): protein binding; protein-macromolecule adaptor activity
Source: RefSeq, a predicted model, not a curated record